Messenger RNA from Lathyrus sativus (Indian pea), 303 nucleotides. The record is from the annotation of a GenBank genome assembly. Lineage: Eukaryota; Viridiplantae; Streptophyta; Magnoliopsida; Fabales; Fabaceae.
AUGGUGCAAAUUAUGGUGCAAACUAACUAUUUUCCUCCCAACUUUCUAUUUGAAGCACAACACUUAGAUAAUUGGGAUAUGGCUGAGCCCGUAGGAUUUGUUUCGGAAGGAUUUUGCCAACACUCCGCAGCGUGGGUCUUACAAUGGCUAGCAAUGGGUUCGUCGUUUACACCAAACCUUCAUGUCAUGCAAAUGAAUGAUGUUGUUAGAAUGAAGGUGGCGAUUGAUUUGCUGCUAGGUGACCACAAUGAAUAUAAAGAGAUCUUGAUGGACAAGGCUGAAAAAGCUUGGCACACUGAAUGA